GCAGACGACAUUUUUGGUUCGCUGCAGCCGGCAAGUUAAAAUAUUGACGUCAUGAAUACGAAGAGGACUCAAUUAGACAUUGAACAUUUUAUUUGAAAGUAACCUUCGUCUCAGCGUCUUUUUUGUUAAGCCAGAAUUAGAAUUUCGACUUGGUUUCAGCAGCUUGACAAGGUAUCAGCAAGGUGAAACUAGAAAACAACAUGAAUGACUCCUUGAACGAUGACUAUUCAUAUGAAGAUUACCCUUAUAACAGUGCUGGUUUGUCUGAAACAUCAAGGAAAUCAAUUGAAGUAGCAUCGCUUGUGUUCUACUGCCUAACAUGCUUCCUUGGAGUUCCUGGAAAUGCCCUUGUAGUAUGGAUUGCAGGAGUGAAGAUGAAGAGGACCAUUAACACCAUCUGGUUUCUGAACCUGGCCAUCGCUGACCUCCUGUGCUGCCUGUCCAUACCUUUUACCGUGGCUGUAAUCCUUCUAAAUCAUAACUGGCCUUAUGGAGACGCUAUGUGCAAAGUCCUACCCACGAUCAUUGUCAUCAACAUGUUUGCCAGCGUCUUUACCCUGAACCUCAUCAGCCUGGAUCGCUUUAUCCAGGUUGUUAAACCAGUUUGGGCUCAGAACAACCGUACGAUCAGGUUAGCAUGGAUAUGCUGUGCUUUGGCAUGGGCACUGGCCAUACUCCUCAGCCUGCCGAAUCUAAUCCUUCGAGAAACGUUCACAUCCUCUAACAUAACCAUCUGCAUGUUCAGGAACAGAAAUACUACAAAUACAGAUGAUUAUUUCAGCAUCGACACAGAUGUCUCUUACAGUGCGCUAACCAUGGCCCGGUUUGUUCUAGGCUUCCUUAUACCACUCCUGUCCAUUGUGUUUUGCUAUACCGGUAUCACCCGGAAGGUUAUGAGCAGCCACUUUCGUGCAGGAAGAGCAUUUCGUAUCAUGUUGGCUGUCGUGGUGGCAUUUUUUAUCUCCUGGUUUCCCUACCAUGUGGUGGGUCUGUUAGACAUUUAUGGUGGGACACAUGAAGCCAUACUGGCUAGUGAACUUGAUCCCCUGGUCAUCUCGUUCGCAUAUGCCAACAGCUGCAUGAACCCAAUAUUCUAUGUGUUUGUGGGGCAGGACUUUAAAGAGAAAGUCAAACUCUCGCUGAGACGGGUCUUCGAGAAGGCGUUUAGCGAAGAUAACACGAUGAGUUCCAAAGGACAGCAGUCGCACUGCACCGACUCCUCAAAUGCCCAGCUGUGACAGUGACAUGGAGCAUAUUUUUACUUCAUGUUUGUGUAGUGUGUAAUAUCUUUAGUAAUAAAAGGAAAACUACCCUGAUUGAUUUGCACAACAAUCCGUAUAAUUAACCCAAUCGGUAAUGACAUGAUAAUCAGAGCUCACUUUCAUCUUUCACUAGUCUCUUUAUACGACUACUAUUGAUUGUAGUGCCAAAAGGGAUUAAUCCCUUGUUUUUACCCAAAGAGAGUGAUGCAGUGGCACUUUAAUCCUUUACCUUUAUCCUUUUCUUUUCAAUUGAUAGAUAAUUCAUUAUUUUACUAUUUUUGUAGUCGAGGAAAAGUAUUCCUAUAGUUUAAACAUGGUAGGAAUAAAUGUAAUUAAAGUUUAUUAUAAAUAUAUUUACAUUUGUUAAUGUAUACUGUAUGGAUAAACAUUUUUUUGUGAUGUUAGACAACAUUGUUUAAUGGUUUUCCAUUAUAAUUUCAUUUAUAAUACUAUUAAUUAAAUAGACAUCAGAUUUAUCAGGUUCACAUUGAUUCUUCUAUUGGUCUGACAGAGUCAUGUAUUCACGUGAAUGUCUCGGGUUUGAAAUUAGGUGUACUUUUAGGAUGCAUUCCUUUGACAUGAAUGGUUGCAUUGAGCAGAAAGGAUUCCAGGAUGUUAAUGUUAUGUUAAUGACGUGACAUCCGAUCUGCAUUCUUGGACAGUUUGUCAGAUUCGGGGACUUUGAGUCUUUAAUUGUUCUUGAGUAUUGGAUAUGCACUGUUUCAGUUUGCAGUCUGAGUCAACAUGACUCAGUUUAAUAGUGUCAUUAAAAAUGGUGGGUGUUUUUUGUGUGUCUUCUAGUUAUUUCUAGCAUGCAGGCACAGACACCUUGAAGUAUAAAGUCUGAAAGUAAGCUCUCUUGAAUUCUUAGAAAUGUAAACAAAGCAUUGUUAUAUAGUCAGUUAUGAAGUGUAUAAUAUACUAUAAUAAAUUUCUGAAAUAACAAAA
Tachysurus vachellii is the source of this 2210-nucleotide messenger RNA. RefSeq names its product C3a anaphylatoxin chemotactic receptor (gene c3ar1). The transcript is spliced from 3 exons. Gene Ontology annotation, molecular function: G protein-coupled receptor activity; complement component C5a receptor activity. Gene Ontology annotation, biological process: inflammatory response; phospholipase C-activating G protein-coupled receptor signaling pathway; complement receptor mediated signaling pathway. The coding region runs from base 201 to 1238 and encodes 345 amino acids. Gene Ontology annotation, cellular component: plasma membrane. The record is from RefSeq and is a predicted model, not a curated record. NCBI's taxonomy places the organism in Eukaryota, Metazoa, Chordata, Actinopteri, Siluriformes, Bagridae.